GCCGCUCCGGGCACCGGGGAGCGCGGGCCCGCCGGCCGCGGCGGCACGAUGCUGCUGUUCGUGGAGGAAGGGGUCUGGAGGAGGGAAAAUUUCCCUUUCUGGUGAAAGGGGACUGGAGCAUUAUGACAGUCAAGUCUUUAAAAGCUUAUGAGUUCCCAGAGUCCUUGCCGAGUAGCCGCUGCCUCCGCUGAUGUUGUCGGAUGUCAAUAAAGAGAGGUUGAAGGCAACACUUCUAAUGGAGCAGGUAACAUCGAAAGGUGCUGGCUUGAACCCCAACGCAAAAGUGUGGCAAGAAGUGCCCCAGGGCAGUGGUGAGGCCGUGCCCCCCACCAAUGGCACAGAGCACACGUGGCAGGAGACCGCAGCAGCCCAGGGGACUCCAGCCGAGGGUAACAUAGAGAUCUCAGAGGACAGCUGCAAGCAGUAUGAAGUGAUGUAUUCCCCGUCCUGUGAAGCCCCAAGGAAUGGCACAGGAGUUGAUGAGGCGUCAGCAAAUGGAAUUGUCCUGGCGACUGAAGAUCUGGGAUACCAAAUCUAUGAAGUGUCUGGUGAUGGCAGCUCCACUGUGUCCACAGAAGACAUUAGAGAAUGUUUGAGGAAACAGCUUGAAUUCUGCUUCUCUCGAGAGAAUCUUUCAAAGGAUCUCUACUUGAUGUCUCAGAUGGACAGUGAUCAGUUCGUUCCAAUAUGGACAAUUGCCAACAUGGAAGGGAUUAAGAAGCUGACAACGGACAUGGAUCUUAUUCUUGAAGUUUUGAGAUCUUCUCCUAUGGUACAAGUGGAUGAAAGGGGGGAGAAAGUCAGACCAAACCACAAGCGAUGUAUUAUUAUUCUCCGUGAGAUCCCUGAAACGACACCUAUAGAGGAGGUGAAGGCUCUGUUCAAGAAUGAGAACUGCCCCAAGGUGAUAAGCUGUGAGUUUGCUCACAACAACAACUGGUACGUUACAUUCCAGUCCGACACAGACGCGCAACAGGCGUUCAAAUACUUAAGGGAAGAAGUGAAAACCUUUCAGGGCAAGCCAGUAAUGGCCAGGAUAAAAGCCAUCAACACGUUUUUUGCUAAGAAUGGUUACCGGGUCGUGGAUUCCAGUGUGUAUCCCCAGCCCGUGCAGACCCAAGCCCAGUUUGCCUCCCCCCUGUUUAUGCAGCCUGUAUAUAGCCCUCAGCAGUACUCGAUUUACAGCAUCGUGCCUCAGACGUGGUCUCCAAAUCCUGCACCUUACUUUGAGACACCACUGGCCCCGUUUCCCAACGGUGGAUUUGUGAAUGGCUUUAAUACACCAGGAUCGUACAAAACAAAUGCUGCUUCUCUCAGUAUAGGUCGCCCAUUCCACAGGAAUCGGGUGAAGCCCCAUUUCCGCUCCUCCAGCAGCUCGGAGCACCCGGAGGGGCCGCCCGGCGCCGGGGCCCUGCCCAUGGGGGACCUGAGCAGAACCAGCUCAAGGAAUUUUGUCAUGGAGCGACACAGCAGCUCAUUAACUGGGCACCAAGACCAGGGGUAUUCCCAGAAGGAUUCUCCCACGGCACAGCUGGAGCAGAACGGCGAUUACGGCGUCGGCAGGGGCAGGAGGAACGUCUUCAGAGGUCGGAGGAGACGGGAGGACGACCGGGUUUCGAGACCUCAACCUUCAGCAGAAACAAAGACUCAGACACCAAAGUUUGACUUGCUUGCAUCCAAUUUCCCACCUUUGCCUGGCAGCACAGCAAAAAUUCUGGGAGAGCCUGUGCUGGAGAGCAGGAUGUCCGACAUCGUUAAAGGAGUCUGCAAAGAGAAGGAAAGCAAAGACUCCCUGUGCCCCUGCCCGGCUCCUGCUCCGGAAGAACAAACGCCCAGCGCUGCCCAACCGCCCGUGCCCAGCGUGAGCUCCCCGAGCCAGACUGAGCCUGUGGUGCUGAGCACGGUUCAGCCAGAGAGCAAACCAGAAGAAGUGUCUGCUCCAAAGGACGUGGCUAGCCCGGCUUCUCCGCCGGCAUCCGUCUGUCCCAUCAGUGCUGCAAAGCCACCGAGGACAAACACCUCCUCCCCUUCUGCUCAAGCAAGUGCAGCUCCUGCUCUGUCGACACAGGAGCCUCGCAAGCUCAGCUACGCCGAAGUUUGCCAGAAGCCCCCAAAGGAGCCACCUCCAGUCCCUAUCCAGCCUCUGAGGGAGCACCGCACCAACAUCGUUCCCCCUGCCAAAAAUGAAGACAGCGGUACAUCGGAGAAGGCUCCGGAGAAGGCUCCUCACGAGAGGGCUGAAGGUCGAAUGAAGGAUUACUCCGGGUUCCGCGGCAGCGGAGCUCCCAGGGGAGCUGCUGGGAAAAUCAGGGAACAGAGGCGCCAGUUUGGACGCAGAUCUUCGCCUCAGGGAGCGCCGCGCCGCGUGGGCAAGGAGCAGUACGUGGGCAAGGAGCAGUACGUGGGCAAGGAGCAGUACGUGGGCAAGGAGCAGUACGUGGGCAAGGAGCAGUACGUGGGCAAGGAGCAGCACGUGGGCAAGGAGCAGUACGUGGGCAAGGAGCAGUACGUGCCACCCCGGUCACCAAAGUAACGCUGGGCCAGCCAAUGAUUCUCUGUUUAACUUGAGCUGUGGACUAAAAGAGCAGCAGAGAGACUGAGGAGGGAAGGAUUCGGGAAGGGGAAUACUGAACUUGGAGCGUGGCUUGUGUGGAGAAGUUGUGGAGGGUCCGAAAAUUCAUCUCUAAAAGUGAUUUCACAAAUGCUGGAGGAUUCCAAUCACUAUAAAUAUAGAGAUUAUAAUUUUUGUAUUUUUGUUUUUAAUUUGCAGAGAGUUUCCUGCUUGAAAUCAGCUUUGGGAUUGUGAAAGUAGCGUUUUGACAAAGCGAAAGAAUACGAGUUGACAAAUUAACCUGUCCCUCGGUGUAGGAGGAAAAGGAUAAGAGAAUAUUAUUUUUGGAAAAUGAGCAUUUCUGUAAAAUUAGGACUUUUUUAAACCUAUUUAACGUUUGGCUUGUGGGCUGGUGUGUCUGCCAUGGAUGGCCUGGCAUUGCAGAGGCCUCUGCAGCAAGCCAGAACUGUUGUCAUCACUUAGUCACUGAUGAUGAAAACUGAAUGUACUACUGCAGUGUAACCCAUGUGUUUCCAGCUUGAAGUAGAGUCUCUUGACCUUACUAAUAUUUCAUUCAGCAAGCUUUUUAAGGUAUAAGUUUUGCAGGAUACUGGAUUGUAGAUGAGAGUGUGUGGACAGCAGAAAUUGUCUCGUAGAUGCAGUGGAAGGAGGCAAAGGGAGCAUGUGAGAAUCUUUAUUAUGCCCUUUCUCCUCGCCUCCUUUUGAGGGCAACUCCUUAGGUUUGGGGUUUUGUUUGUUUGCUUUUUCCCUCUCUUGUUUCUUUCUCUAAUUUCUUUAUUACAGACUUUAGUGCAUUUUUCUUGGUGUGUUUUCCUGAGGCAGCCCCCAGGGUAGGACGGGCAGGUGGCUACACAGCACCUGGUGUUACCUGCACAGGUAAGGAGCCUGGAAUUCCAGCUGCAGAUGCUGAAUUCUGCCUUGCAGGUGGGAACUCUGCCCACUCACUGUCAUCUCUGGAUGGCUGGGCAGCAAACCAGAGCUGUGGCUGGGUUUUCUCUGUGCUGACUCUGGAUCAGGCUGUUGGCUGCUGUAUUGCCAGAAAUCAGGGUUUAGACUCCUGGGAACUCAUCGUUUACAGCUGAUGUCGUAGCAACUGACUCGUUUUUAAGUGUUUAAAGUGGAACUAAAGAUGCAGAGUUAAGGAAAUCCCCUCGUGUUCAGAGAAGCUGCUGGAGCAGUGGCUCCUUGCCAGCUGUGUGCUGACUGAGUUUGCAACACUAUUGUGCAGUAAGUGGUUAAGUUCCAGGGUGAUUAAUGACCGAAAUAGGAACAUUCAGCGCAUUAAUCUGCCAAAAUCAGCAUACCAGGGUUCAAAGUUCUGUAUAAAGUGUUAGGGAAAAGUAGCUUCCAGCAGUAAGAAUCACAUCUUUAUUUUUUCCUCUCUUUUUUUUUUUUUUUUUUUUUUUUUUUAGUGAAUAGCAAGUGUACAAAUUUAAAGUUGUAAGUUGUGAACACUGGAAAAUUCAAUUGUGAUAUAUUCCGUAACCAUCUUAGUAAUAUAUGCUCGUGUUGCCAUAGAAUGAAUGUAAGUGGCAGUUAAAAUAACUGUGAAAUUUUUCAUCUUCUGAUUUCUUAGCCAGAUAACCCUUGGCAACUUGGGCCUCAGUAGGAAUUCUCUAUCAACUGCUUGGAGAACACUCAUAUCUAUUUUUAUAAAUAUAUAUAUAAAGCCAGAGUUGUCAUUUCUCUAACUUAUUAUUCAGCUUGGCAAUUGCUUUGAGUUGAUUCAUAACACAAUAUAAAUGUAUUUAUGCAGUUAACUGUUCAUUUCUAGGCAUGUUACAAAGAGAGAGUCAGAGAAUCAUCGAUUGGGCUGAGUUGGAAGGGCCCCAUUGGGAUCAUGGGGUCCAACUCCUGGCCCUGCACAGACACCCCAAAAAUCCCACCCUGUGCCUGAGAGCGUUGUCUAAAUGUUUCUUGAGAUCAGACAGGCUUGGAGCUGUGACCCCUUCCCUGGGGAGCUUUUCAGUGCCCCUCUGGGGAAGGACCUUUUCCUGAUCUCCCCCCUCAACCUCCCCCAACUCAGCUUCCUGCCACUUCCUCGAGUCCUGAAGUAUGUAUACAUAUAUAUAUUUAUGUAUGUGUAUAUAAACCCCAAAAUCACUAUUCACUUUGAAACUACCUGUACUGGGUUUGGGAGGUUUUUUUUUUUAUAAUUUAGUAAAAAGAAUCGUUGAUCACAUCCACAAUUUAGGGAUUCUUACAGACCCUUCUCCCUUUAUUUUGAUAAUGCUACUCUCAUUGGAACGAUAGGGAAGUUUAAAUAUUUAAUGUCAAAGUCCUGAAAUGCAAUGAAUGCAAAGUUUAAUUCGUUUUAAAGGCUCUAAACAAUUCCUGCAGCCAAACUGGAACAAAACAAGCCUGGAGGAUGGUUCGUGGCUGUUUAGGGGAGAAGUGUUCUGGGCUGUUGAGGGAGUGCUGGGAUGCCGACAGCUGUUGGCUCUUUGGAGGAGGAAAUUGAGAGGGAAAAGGGGCUGGUGCAGAUGUGGCUCAGAAUUCCUGACCCAGCGUCAGUGACUUGCUUGUGCUGAGAGGACCUGAGUGGUGAAACGGAACUUUGUCAUUGAUCAGAUGUGGGAAAAGCCAACCAGCUGUGGCUCCAUCUUCCUGGUGGGGUGGUGGGAAAGGGGUGCUCGGUGAGUCCUGGGGGUGUUCCCAGCAGCAGCAGGUCGUGGCUCUUGUGCAGGGGAUGUAGGUCAGCCUGUAACUGUUGGCUUUUCCCAGCAUUUCCAAACUUCUCUCAGCUUAAGGCGCUUGGAAUGAUUAAUUUCACACCUGCGUGCAAGGAUUUCAUGUGAGCGUUUCCCUUCCACCAUUUCCAGCUGUGGUUUGGGGUUUGUUUUAUUCUUUUAAAAAGCUUUCUAUUCUUUUCUGUGCAGGGGGAAAUUCCCAGUUGGAUACAGAGGCUGUGAAACUGUUGUGGGGUGGGACCUGCCAGGGACCGGCUUUGCCUUUUCCUCUCGUGCUGGGCUGGGGAAGGAUUUUGUGUCUGUCCCCACCAGUUUACCUGUUGGGCAGACUGGGGAAACUGAGCCAGAGGGGUGCUUUGGAGCCAGACCCACUGCUGGGGCAGCUCCUGCCUUCAUGGGAGCUGGUCCCUGUCACCGGGCUCCAGGUGCUCUCCAAGUGACCAGAGCUCUCCGUGGUUCCCUCUGGGUGUACCCUCACGGGAUAGGAAUUGUCCUGCUCUGCUGAUACUCAAUACCAGGAGGUGCAAAUCACACCUUACUUUCAGUUUUAGGAACUGUGACUUGUUUUCAGAGUUGUUGACUUCCGUUAGGGACAGAAAUACACUCCCCAGUUCAGCUCUUUUCCAAUUUACUGCGUGUGGAAAAGAUUGGGGCACUCUCUCGUGCUUCUGCUGGGGAGUGAAAAGAAGAAAUUCUUUGCAUGUGAUAGUAAAAUUAAAAGUGCAAAAAAUUUUGUUUCUUUUGAUUUCUAACAUUAAGUUAGUUUUAUAGUAUCUUACAUUCCUGCUCUUGUUGUUUUGUUGGUUUUUUUGUUGUUGUUUUUUUGGUUUUUUUUAAUUAGCCUGGCACAGUAUGAUGGUGCAGUUUUAGCUGUAGGAAAAAAAAAAAAAAAGUAAAAAAGUAACCCACUAUUAACCAGAAGAGAAAGAUGAUACUGUGGCAGAUCAGUAGCAAAUAAGUGACUUAAUCAAUGCUUUACUGUAGUUAAAUAGCUAUGGCCUUACUACUUUGUCAAUAUCAGCUUAAUUGUCUUGAAACUGUCCGCAAUUUUUACUGUUCCCAGGUGAGUUUACCUGGGCUGAGAUAUCUGGUAUGUACAGAUGAUAUUUUAAAUUUGUAAAAUGCACCAUUGUAUUACAGAUGAUGCAACAGAAAUGCACUUCGGGGGGAAAUGGCUUCUGAUGAGUUUUUUUGUAAAUCCUUGAUUACUACAGAUAUGCAAUAGAGUUUUUGUUUCUAAUUUUGAUAUUUCCUUCUGAAACGUAAGAUUGUUGCCAUUAAUCUGAAUGAUUUAUCAUGCUCUUCUUUGCGUGUAUAUAUUCCAUAUAGUCUGAGCUUCCUUUAGGAUGGUACAUAAUUUUGGGUUGUUGUAGUAUUUUAGUUGGCUCUUCUCUUCAGUGCCUUUAGUGCAGGCACUUCAAGAGGUUCAUUGAGUCUGUUUUUAAUGUACAGUUGGGAGGACUUGAAAUGGAGUUAAAGCAACUUAUUUCUGGGAAAAAAAAAAUCCAUCUGCAAACUAACCUGUAACAACUUUAAAAUUUUAUAUUUAAGAACCAGAUGUUUAUUUUUAUGGAACUUCAGUUAUGGAUACAGUUUCCAAAAAAAAAAAAAAAAGCAACUUCAAAUGUAAACAGACUGUGCAUAAAUGGGUUUUGUUCUAAUUUUU
Molecule: messenger RNA, 6928 nt
Organism: Vidua chalybeata
Lineage: Eukaryota; Metazoa; Chordata; Aves; Passeriformes; Viduidae
Gene: LARP4
Product: La ribonucleoprotein 4
Exons: 17
Coding region: 191-2533 (780 amino acids)
Biological process (GO): positive regulation of translation
Cellular component (GO): cytosol; cytoplasmic stress granule
Molecular function (GO): mRNA 3'-UTR binding
Source: RefSeq, a predicted model, not a curated record